AUGGCACCAGUAGGUCUCUUAGAAUCAUUCCUGGCCGCCGUUCAAGCCAGUCUUUCGGUAUUGCUGGUCAUAUUCUAUGGAGGGGUCACUGCGUGGCUCAACCUCCUCAAUCCUGCCAACACCAAGGCCAUCUCCAAAGUAUGCGUACGCAUGUUCCUCCCAGCUCUGCUCGUCACCAAGAUCGGGUCCGAGUUACACGCCGGGUCGGCAAGUCGCUACCUCAUCGUCUCCAUCUGGGCCAUCAUCUGCCAUUUCAUAUCUUUUUUGAUCGGCAUUGUGGCCCACCUGUGGCUAGGGAUGCCUGAUUGGACAACUGUGGCGCUCAUGUUCAAUAAUACGACCAGCUAUCCGCUGCUGCUCAUUGGCGCCCUGGAUGAGACGGGUGUUUUGGGGUCGUUGAUGGUGGCGGAUGAAAGUACUCGGGACGCCGUUGAGCGAGCCAAGUCGUAUUUUCUUGUCUUCGCCACCAUCUCCAGCUGCCUGACUUUCGCCGUCGGCCCACGACUGAUCGACACCGAGCAUGCCGCGGAUGAGGAUAAGGGGUCUCUCGGGGAAGAUGACGGCACGGAUGACGCAGAGACCGAACCGGGUGAGCAAACUGGCUUGCUUGGUGGGCAGGGUUCCAUCGUCCAGUUUUCGGACCCAUUUGUGGAAAAUUCAUUUUUCCCAUCAACCCGGAAGUCAUCAACAGUACAGCGACGACCCUCUGUGAAUCGGCGCGCGUCAAUCGUGCCUCGAAAGCAAUGGAUCAAGCUUGGUCCACGAGCCAAAUGGUGGCUCUUGUUCAUGUCCGACUUUUUCAAUGCUCCGCUCUUGGGCGCGAUUAUAGGGGCUAUCAUCGGCAUGAUUCCCGCUCUUCAUCGGGCCUUCUUCAAUGAUACAUAUGAGGGAGGCAUCUUCGCCGCCUGGCUCACGACAUCUUUACAGAGUAUCGGCGGCCUGUUUGUCCCGCUCCCGGUGGUGGUCGCUGGAGUCUCGCUCUACACAUCGUGGCGAGAAGCAAGAUCAUCCGGCCAGAGUCGGAGGAAGUUGCCCUGGAUUACCGUUACCUUCAUCUUGAUGAUCCGCUUCCUUGUCUGGCCCGCAGCAUCUAUAUCUUUCAUUUACGCGCUUGCGUCCAAGACAGACAUUUUAGGUCCUGAUCCGAUGCUGUGGUUUGCCAUGAUGUUGAUGCCGACGGGGCCGCCCGCAAUGAAGCUCAUCACGCUCGUGCAAGUUAGCGAUGCGGACGAGGAAGACGAGAGGAUCAUCGCAGAGCUUCUUACUAUUUCCUACCUCAUCUCUCCAGUGCUCUCUUUCACGGUCGUAGGCAGUCUGAGGGCCAGUCAGGCAGCGAUACGACCGUGA
Molecule: messenger RNA, 1347 nt
Organism: Rhinocladiella mackenziei CBS 650.93
Lineage: Eukaryota; Fungi; Ascomycota; Eurotiomycetes; Chaetothyriales; Herpotrichiellaceae
Exons: 2
Coding region: 1-1347 (448 amino acids)
Biological process (GO): transmembrane transport
Cellular component (GO): endoplasmic reticulum; membrane
Source: RefSeq, a predicted model, not a curated record